This is a messenger RNA of Vicia faba (fava bean), 600 nucleotides long. The record is from the annotation of a GenBank genome assembly. Lineage: Eukaryota; Viridiplantae; Streptophyta; Magnoliopsida; Fabales; Fabaceae.
AUGAGUCUGCAACGACUAAACAUGGCACUGGUACCAUUUCUCUUCCUUAUUCUUCUUGCUUCUAACUUUCCUUUCAAAGCAAAAGGAUCACUACUACCAUUCUUAGACUCUCCCAACACUCUCUUAUCGGAUCUCUGGUCUGAUCGUUUCCCUGAUCCAUUUCGCGUCUUAGAACAAAUCCCCUUUGGAGUUGAGACACAUGAACCAUCAAUGACACUGUCACAUGCUAGAGUAGACUGGAAGGAAACUCCAAAGGAACAUGUUAUAAUGCUGGACGUGCCUGGGUUGAAAAAAGAUGAUAUAAAGAUAGAAGUGGAAGAGAAUAGGGUGCUAAGAGUGAGUGGUGAAAGGAAGAAAGAAGAAGAGAAAAAAGGAGAUCAUUGGCAUAGAGUUGAAAGAUCUUAUGGAAAGUUCUGGAGGCAGUUUAGAUUGCCUGAAAAUGUUGAUUUAGAUUCUGUCAAAGCUAAGAUGGAAAAUGGUGUUUUAACUUUAACACUUAAUAAAUUGUCACAUGAUAAGAUCAAAGGUCCUAGAAUGGUUAGUAUUGUUGGGGAUGAGGAUGACAAACCAUCUAAGAUCAUCAAUGAUGAGUUGAAAUAA